Vidua chalybeata is the source of this 2807-nucleotide messenger RNA. RefSeq names its product TBC1 domain family member 24-like. NCBI's taxonomy places the organism in Eukaryota, Metazoa, Chordata, Aves, Passeriformes, Viduidae. The transcript is spliced from 6 exons. The record is from RefSeq and is a predicted model, not a curated record. Bases 76 to 1908 code for a protein of 610 amino acids.
AGCCCCUCGCGGUGUGAGAAGCAGCCCCGACACCCAGCUGGGACCCGGCCUCACACUUCUCGGGGCCCGGAGCUGAUGGGAGCGGGAGAGGGCAAAGCCCGAAACGCUUCCCUCCGCAGGGGAGAGCAAAGAAAUCCAGGACGUGGCUGUGAGACUCCGGAGCGCCCUGAGCCAGGGUGGGGCGGUGAAAGGCGUUCAAUAAAAGCUCUUUGUCCCGCAGAGGUGCUCGGCUCGUCCCCGGUCACCAUCGUGGUCACGUCCGAGGAGGCUGACAGCUGGGACAUCGACACCUCCUCGUGCCGGGGCUGCGGGCACUUCGUGGACUGGGACAAGAUGCCGGAGCCGCAGGGCCCGGCGCAGAUCCCGCGGGACGUGCUGGGCAGGCCCCCGAAGGAGCUGAAGAGGCUGGCGAGGGAAGGCUGCUGGGCCCGGAGCCACGCGGGCCGGGCCCGGCUCUACCCCCGGCUCAUCCAGCGGGUCUCCUGCCGCCUCGUCACCCCCGACGCGCUCGUGUACCGGGACGUGGCCGGCCGGCUCUUCGGCAAGCCCAGCGUCAGCUCCCACCCUCUGCCCGAGUUCCUGGAGGGCUGCCCCGUGCCCACCUACUGCCUCAGCCCGCACGGGGUCACGGCCCUGAAGAAGAUCCUCAUCUGCGUGGGCGCCCUGUUCCCCGACAUCACGCACAGCCCCCUGCUGCCGGCGCUGGCGGCGCUGCUGCUGCACUACAGCGAGGACGAGGCGCAGUGCUUCGAGAGCCUCUCGCGCCUCAUCGCCAGCAACGCGCCCCACGCCGCCUACAUCGACCAGUCCUUCCUGGCCCACCAGGCCUCCUGCAUGACCUUCGGGGACCUGGCCAGCAAGCACUGCCCGGCGGCUCACAAGCUCGUGGCCGGCGCCGCCGACAACGUGCUCGAGGUCUACUCGGAGUGGCUGUCGUGGCUCUUCCCCGGGCUGCCCUUCGGCUACGCCGUGCGCGUGCUGGACGUGUUCCUGCUGGAGGGCCAGAAGGUGCUGUACCGCAUCGCCCUGGCCCUGCUGAAGCAGUUCGGGCUCUCGGCGGCCCCGGCCGGGCUGCAGGGCUCCGACGUCAAGGCGGAGCUGCAGGCUUUCGUGAGGAACAUCGCCCAGCACGUCACUGCGGACAAACUCCUGGAGAGAGCCUUCGGCAUCCGGCUCUUCUCCCGCAAGGAGAUCUGGCUGCUCCACAUGGCCAACAGGAAGGCCUUGGUGGAGAGGGGCAUCACCGUGGUGCAGAGAAGGCCGUCCUUCCACCUGGCCGUGGACAUGCAGAAGUUCAGCUCCAGCACGGUCACGGCGCAGGAGAUGCGCCUCGUCUGGUCCUGGAUCCCCGAGCGCUUCUCGCUCUUCCCCCCGCUGCUGCUCUUCUCCACCUCCGAGGACGGCUGCAGCCUGCAGAGGUUCUACAGGUGCUGUGAAGGCUACGAACCCACGGUGCUGCUCAUCAAAACCACCGAGGGGGAGGUGUGCGGGGCGUUUCUCUCCUCCGACUGGGCCGAGAGGAAGAAGAGCGGAGCCACAUCGGGCUUUUUUGGGACGGGAGAGUGCUUUGUGUUCACUGUGCGCCCCGAGGCAGAGAGGUACGAGUGGGUGCUCAUCCAGAAGCCGGAGCUGGCCAAGGCCGUGCCGCGCUCCCGGCAGCGCUCGCCUUCCCCCGCUCCCGAAUCCCUGCUCGGCUCCUCCCGGGACAGCCGCAGCUCCAGCCCCAGCCACCUGGCCGUGCCCUCGCCGCAGAGGAGAGGCCGCCUGUCCCCGUUCCUGGCCAUCAGGCACUUCCUCCUGCCCUCCAAAAGCGCCUCCAUGUUCAUGUCCGGCUCCCGGGACGGGAUCGUUAUCGGGCAUGGAAACAUUUGCUCCGGGCUCGGUGCAGCAGGAGAAGCGCUCAGGUGAGCCCAGGUGAGGCCGUGGUCAUUCCCUGGGCACUCCAGAGGUUGGGGAGGGAAACCAGAGGGUCAGGACAGGGCUCACUGCAGCUCGGCAGGAAAACUCGGAGCUAACCGCCCCUCAGCUCAGCUCAGCUCAGCCGUGGAGCCCCAAAAGCUGUGCAGGGAGGAGAGGGAGGUUGGCUCCAGCCGUCCCUCUUGUUAUAAAUGAAUGCUCUGAUGUAAUAAUUACAGGAAUUUAUUAAAUUAUCAAAGUAUAAAUUUAAAAAAAAGAAAGCCACAAGCGAUUCAACUCUGAGCCAGGCCAUCAUUGUCGGGGAGAUUUAGGACUUGGCCUCUGUGGCACCAAAAUCCCCGUGGGUCUCUGAGGGUCAGUUGUAAGGGGUCCAUUUUUAUGCAGUCUCUCAGGCUUUGGAAGGGGGUCUUCUUUAACAUAUUAUUGUGCUUCUCCUGGAACCGGUGGAAAAUUGCUGGAAUCCUGUCAGGUGAAAAUCUCCGGGAUAAGCUUCUGAUGAUGCCUAUUAAAAAAUGUCUCCAGCUGGGGUCUUGUCAGAUGAGAAGUGCCUUGAAAUACACAUUUCUGGAGACAGUGUCUUUUUGACGUUUUGGAUUUCUAUCAUUUAGCCUGCUUGUUUCCCGACACUGGUUUCAGUACACAAGAAGCUGUGGUUUUUAAUUUCAUUUAGCACGAAUUAUUUUAUAGCAUAUUUUACAUAUUACACUCUGGAGUGCAGCAGCUUUGGAAAGCAAAAGCUGCCUGUGAGGGCUGCCCCAGCUGCGCUCUGCCCCAGCAGAAAAGGGGGUGAACCUGCCUUUAUCUGCUUCCCAAGCGCAGUCUCCAGCCAGAGGAUGUGGCAAGACUCAGCUCCAGGGGUCCAGAGGAGGAAAAGCCAGAGACUCAACAAG